Molecule: messenger RNA, 1188 nt
Organism: Babesia ovata
Lineage: Eukaryota; Apicomplexa; Aconoidasida; Piroplasmida; Babesiidae
Product: pseudouridine synthase, putative
Exons: 1
Coding region: 1-1188 (395 amino acids)
Source: RefSeq, a predicted model, not a curated record
AUGAGCUACUUGCAAAACGAAAUCAGAGUUGUGUUGACAGGACCGUCAAACAGGUUCUUUGUAGCCUACAAACCGUACGGAUGGUUCCUGACUACGCCAUUUGACCCCCGUUUCGGGGAAGCCGUAAUGGCUCCGGUGCUAGCCGCCAAGCUAGGUGUGUCCCCUAAAGAUAUAUCGUUCCCCGGUAAACUCGCUGCACGCGAAAGCGGGCUGGUUAUAGGCUGCACCGAUACUGCCAUGCACAAUAAGAUCGAAGCAACUCUGAAAAAUGGCCAGUGCUCCAUGUCCUACCAAUGCAUAGUCCAUGCAAACCGGUCGGCGAACACAGCCCUCAUCCGACGCUCGCCCUUCAGCCAUGCGUUCGCAUGCUACAACCACCAUGAAGGCGUGUCAUCAGGUGUGGUAACCUUCGACGUCAGGAGGCAAACGAAGGUGGAGCCUCUGAAACGCCUUUCCGCUCUCUCCGACGAACGCUUACGAAACGUCUUAUCGCAAUUCCUGGCACGAUCGCGCGUUGUGUCAGUUCAUGAUGUUUCAGUUAAGCGGAAAGACGCAAAGAUUAUAUCUGAUGGUGAAGAAUCUGGAUUUUCUGAUACUGGCAGCUCCAAACACAACUGCCCUGGGUCGGAUGAAGUCGGGGACGCCGGCAAGACGGAUUCUUCCAUUGGUCAAGAUAAUAUUACCGGCACCACAGAAACUGUUGAUGAAGGCUUCACAAAGACUGCAAACACAAGCACUGCAGCCGAUUCCCAGCAAAAUGGGGGAUACAGUUUUGCCUACAUUAUGGAGAACCUGCGGGACUACCUCAAACGAACUGCCGAGGAUGGCACGACACAGCACAGACGAGUUGGAAAUAACAGCCAUAACACGCGUGAUGACAAGGAUCGAAGAAACGCUCUGUCACAAUUCCGACACGUGGAAAUUGCAACCGGGAACCACAUGGUCAACAAGCACAUGGUGGAGGUACUCUCCUCAAUGGGUCUGGUGGUGCUGACAGGGCCGCCUCAUCAAAAUACAUCUAAAAUUAGGGCAACUGUGGACUCAGCAUGCCUUGAGUUGUGCGCACUGCAAUUCCCCCACCCCAUCUACAGAGACAGGGUCAUCGAGGCACGGCUGCACGAGGGCGACCCAGUGGUACCAGAGGAAUGGGUCAGGCUCGCGCUCAAUUCUUCUUGUGGCGUUCCAUAA